Messenger RNA from Budorcas taxicolor (takin), 2298 nucleotides. It is a transcript of the gene EFHC2, whose product is annotated as EF-hand domain containing 2. Gene Ontology annotation, cellular component: microtubule. The coding region runs from base 1 to 2298 and encodes 765 amino acids. Gene Ontology annotation, biological process: regulation of neuron projection development. Lineage: Eukaryota; Metazoa; Chordata; Mammalia; Artiodactyla; Bovidae. The transcript is spliced from 15 exons. The record is from RefSeq and is a predicted model, not a curated record.
AUGGCCCUGCCUCUGCUGCCCGGCAACAGCUUCAACCAUAAUGUGAGUAGAGAGGGCACCCGAGGUCAGAGGUCCCAGCCAAAGUUUGGGGUCCAGAUGGGAAAAAAGAAAUUCCACAAAUCUCAACACUGGGGCUUUUGCAACAAUGUUAGGAUGCUGGUGAGUGAAGAUAAACCAGGAAUAGGUGGAGAACUGCUUCUCGGACAGAAUACAAAGCCAAAAUACAGUGUAUUUCCUAAAGGAAUGGGAAUUGAAUCACCAUCUUGGGUAGCUUUCGAUAAACAGGUAUUAUCAUUUGAUGCCUAUGUAGAAGAUGAAGUGCCUGAUAAAAGUCAAGAAAACUAUAGAAUAAGAUGCUAUAAAAUCUACUUCUACCUUGAAGAUGACACAGUUGAAGUAAAUGAACCAGUGUUGAAAAAUAGUGGACUGCCUCAAGGAAUUUUUAUCCGGCGUCAUCGGAUUUCUCUCCCACCUCCUAAUGAGGAUCAGUUUUAUACUGUGCAUGACUUUAAUGUCAACACCGACAUUGUCUUUUAUGGUCGAACAUUCAAGAUUUAUGACUGUGAUGCAUUCACAAAAAACUUCUUGACGAAAAUAGGAAUCAAAUUAAAUCCCCCGGGACAAUGUCCGGAAGAUCCUUACAUGAAAACACGGAGAGAGAAGCUAGACUGCAUGGAGCCCUUACGUCCCUAUGAGCCCUUCGACACUCUGAAACAGUUCCUCGAGUAUGAUAAGAAGGUCUUGCGUUUUUUCUGUGUGUGGGACGACUCAGGCUCAGUGUUUGGGGAUCGUAGAGAACUCAUCCUGCAUUACUUUCUGUCUGAUGAUACCAUCGAGAUCAAAGAAGUCUUGCCACAUAACUCAGGAAGAGAUUUUACGUCAUUGUUUCUCCAGAGGAGAAAGCUACCUAAGUAUGGCCCCCCUGGAGUCUAUCAACCAGGCCAGUUAACAGACCAGACAGUUCUCAAUAUGUAUGGUGGCUACUCAGAGACCCGAGCGUAUGGCUACCUGUUGGAUAAAUAUAACCUAGGAAAACUAGACCAAGAGUUUUACAAAGAUACUGACCUAUCCAUAGGAACCACCAUCAAUGUGUGGGGAAGGAAAGUGCUCCUUUGUGACUGUGAUGAUUUCACGAAAACUUAUUAUAGGACUAAAUAUGGAAUUGAGAACUUUACCUCGAUUCCAUGCAAGGCCCCACCUCCUCCAAAAAUAGAAAGGAAAUUUCCACCUUAUACCGGCUUCGGUUCUGAAGAGGAUUCUCUUCGCUCCUGCAUAGGCAUUAUGCCCACACCUCCUCAGAGGAACUUCAAGAAGUUCAUGGAAUUUGACAGCUAUGGCAACAUAAGCAAUAUACUCCGAUUUUUUGCAAAACUAAUCACACACAAAUGUGCUGAUGUGGAAAGGAUGUUUGUUAUUUCAUAUUUUCUCCAUGAUGACACAAUUUCAGUGUUUGAACCCAUAGAGAGGAAUUCAGGGUAUCCUGGAGGGAUGUUCUUAAAAAGAGGUCGUGUUAAGAAGCCUGGGCAAGAAGUCUUUAAAAGUGAAUUCUCGGAAUAUAUCAAGGCUGAGGAGCUGUAUGUUGGAGCCAAAGUGGACGUGAAUGGCUACCUCUUUCUUUUGGUCAAUGCUGAUGAGUAUACCUUGAACUACAUGGAGAGGCAUUCAGAUAAGUUUCCCCUGAGCAACAUUGAACUUAUCGUACAAAAGUUAAAAGAAGAAGAAUGCAAAUCCAGAGAGCUCAAGCAGGUGUUUACAGCUGCUGACUGUAUGCACACAAAGAUGGUGGAUUUUAAUACAUUCAGAGAAAUAAUGAUGACUCUAACUGUCGGGAAACUCACGGACCAAGAAGUUAUAACCAUUGCACGUCGUUACCGGGUGCCUGAGGACCUGUGUCCACAUAGGAAUGUCCUAGUUGCACAGGCCCAUGAACAACUCAAGAAAAAUGGUUUUGAGAAUUUUGAGAGACUCGUUGCUAUGUGUAUAUACCAAGAUCGGGAAAAGAAAAAAGUGUUACCCAGCAAAGACAUCAAAAGGCUGUGCAAGUCCUCCAGAUUACCUUUGAAUGAAGAUCUUCUAGAAUCCUUACUCUCCAGGUUUGAAGACAGUGAAAAACAAAUAAAUUAUGAGUCAUUUUUCUGUGCCCUGAACUGGAGAGUGAAUCCAGUGCCUGAAUUGGAAGUGGUAUCGUACAUUAAAGAGAGAUGUGAAGAUGAGUGGCUUGGGAUGCCAUCACCUAUUCCUGUGAAACGCAUUUACUAUUUAAACCUUUUAAAGGAUGUGUUUGGCUUAGAAGAGUAG